Messenger RNA from Amphibalanus amphitrite, 711 nucleotides. RefSeq names its product prickle planar cell polarity protein 3-A-like. The transcript is spliced from 3 exons. Lineage: Eukaryota; Metazoa; Arthropoda; Thecostraca; Balanomorpha; Balanidae. The coding region runs from base 33 to 575 and encodes 180 amino acids. The record is from RefSeq and is a predicted model, not a curated record.
GGCGCUGGUGCUGCCACCACUGCCGCGCCGCCAUGCAGCCCGGCGAUGUCGCCGUGUUUGCCGAACGGGCCGGCGCCAACAAGUGCUGGCACCCGCAGUGUUUCGUCUGCGCCACCUGCCAGGAGUUGCUGGUGGACCUGAUCUACUUCUACAAGUCUGGCCAGGUGUUUUGCGGGCGCCAUUACGCCGAGCGGCAGCGACUGAGUCGGUGUCCCGCCUGCGACGAGCUGAUCUUCUCCCAGCAGUAUACGGAGGCGGGCGGCCAGCACUGGCAUACGCGGCACUUUUGCUGCGCGGCCUGCUGUCAGCCGCUGGCCGGCCAGCAGUACGUGCUCAGAGGGGAGCGGCCGCACUGCCUCGACUGCUACCGGCAGCACUACGGAAAGGUAUGUGUGACCUGUUCCCGAGGUAUCGCGCCCUCCGACCAGCGGAUCAGCCUGGGCGACGAGCUGUUUUGGCACGCCACCGCCGAGUGUUUCCACUGCUACACGUGCCGAGCCGGCCUGGUCAGUGCGCCCUUCAUCUGUGCUAGUAACAAGGUGUUCUGCAGCGACGCCUGCGCACGGUCGUUCUGAAACUGCCGGGCGCAGGCGGUGGAGCGCGGCGUUUGUCAUGCCAUGAUGUUGUAUGCCGAGUGUGUAGGUGUGUGUGAUCACAGCGUUGAAACCAAACAUGCUUCGCCCAAUGUGUUCGUCCUGCAUUGGUCCUUAU